GAGUACUCAGCACGUGUGACUUCUUUCCUCAGUUUCAGACAAAUCUCCCUCACUCUCAAACACACACAAACUCCAUAGCAGAUUGGUGUUUUUUAACUACUUUACAAGCUUAAAAAGGGGAGAAAAGAAUCACACUUGUUGCUGCUUUCACCACUGGUGAUCGAAGUUGGGAGCUGCCAGAAACCGGAAAAUUGACUGUUUCACCGGUUUCUGCCUCUAGAAAUUUGCCAGAUGAUUGAAGUGGCAUUGUUCAUACAUCGAUCCGUAUAAGAAAAGUCAAAUUUUGCAGAUUAAACAGGAAGUAACUGAGAUGAUCUACUUGCUCAGCUUCAGAGUUCAUUUCCUCGAUCUAUCCGAAAUUUUCAACGCCCGUUACAAUUGAAUCAAAGGCAUUCAGCAAAUUAGAUGCAACUCUAGGAUUGAUUUUUUCGAAGCUCUCAUUAUUCUGCUUAAACCCUAAUAUUAAGAAUGUUGGACAUAUACUCUCAUAGUCUUAGAAAUGAUGUGUUAUGAUCUUAUGCUGCUUGAAAUCAAUUGAAAGGGAAUAUGGAUGAAUACAAUCGAAUAGAUGUGCAAAGAAACUCAGGGAGACAAUCAUCACGCCCAGUCUCAAAGUCAUUAUUAUCAGGUAAAUCAACACCUAGAGGUUCUCCUUCAUUUAGAAGAUUAAACUCCAGUCGAACCCCUAGAAAAGAUGGAAGAACAGGUGGAUUUGGUACUAAUUGUUUCAAAAGCAACCGAAUUGUGCUUUGGUUGCUUCUGAUCACUCUUUGGGCUUAUGCUGGAUUCUAUAUCCAAUCAAGGUGGGCUCAUGGUGACAACAAAGAAGGGAUCUUUGGAGGAAAUGAUUCAAAUGAUGAAACUGAUAAAACCGAAUCUGAACAAGUUCCUAGGAGGGAUUUGAGUGUGAGUAAUAAUUCAUUCACAGAUCAAGUUGUGAUCAAUGUCAAUCAGCCUGAUGUAAAGAAGACAAAUAAUAUGGUCAAGAACAUAUCUAAUGGUGUAUCAAAGUCACACACAAUUGUACCCAUAAAGAAACGAACUAAAAGAUCAAGGCGUAAACGUGGUAAUAAAAAAAAGGGUUUGGAAACUGAGAUUAGUAAGAAUCUUGAAAUCCAAGAAGAACAACUUCCUAACACAAAUGCUACUUAUGGGAUGUUAUUUGGUCCAUUUGGUUCAAUAGAAGACAAAGUUUUGGAAUGGAGCCCUACAAAGCGAUCAGGAACAUGUGAUAGGAAAAGUCAAUUUGCUCGUCUUGUUUGGUCAAGAAAAUUUGUUUUGAUAUUCCAUGAGCUAUCAAUGACUGGAGCUCCACUUUCAAUGAUGGAGUUAGCAACCGAGCUUUUAAGCUGUGGAGCAACUGUUUCUGUAGUUGCUCUUAGCAGAAGAGGUGGAUUGCUAACCGAACUUGCAAGAAAAAAAAUUAGGGUUCUUGAAGACAAAGAUAAAGUCAGCUUCAAAACUGCCAUGAAAGCAGAUCUUGUCAUUGCUGGUUCAGCUGUAUGCUCAUCAUGGAUUGAACAAUAUCUUGACCACUCUGUGGCUGGGACACGUCAGCUUGUGUGGUGGAUCAUGGAGAAUCGACGCGAGUAUUUUGACCGGUCAAAGCUUGUUCUAAAUCGUGUAAAACAAUUGGUUUUCCUUUCUAAAUCACAAUCUAAACAAUGGAUGGAUUGGUGUAAAGAAGAAAAUAUUGAAUUCAAGUCGCCACCCUCUUUGGUUCCACUCUCGGUUAACGAUGAGCUAGCUUUUGUAGCUGGAAUAAAUUGUUCCCUAAAUACCCCUGCAUUCACCACUGAAAAGAUGCUGGAAAAAAGAUUGAUGUUAAGAAAAAUAAUCAGAGAAGAAAUGGGAGUCAAAGAUAGUGAUAUGCUUGUGAUGGCAUUGAGCAGUAUAAACCCUGGAAAGGGUCAUUUUUUGCUUCUUGAAUCUUUAGAGUUGACCGUUGAUAAAAGCCAAAGAGGAUUGGUUGACCAUGGUGAAAGUUUAAAGAAAAUGUUGAGAGGAAGUGAUGAAAAGAAACAAGGGGGAGAGAUUAAGCUCUUAAUUGGUUCAGUUGGGUCAAAGAGCAAUAAGGUGUUUUACGUAAAAUCACUCCUUAAGUUCUUAUCGAAUCAUUCGGAUUUGGAAAAAUCCGUGUUAUGGACCCCAGCAACAACUCGUGUUGCCUCUCUUUACUCUGCAGCGGAUGUCUACGUUAUAAAUUCUCAGGGGAUUGGAGAAACAUUUGGAAGAGUAACAAUUGAAGCAAUGGCAUUUGGUAUUCCCGUGCUUGGGACAGAUUCAGGGGGCACGAAAGAGAUUGUGGAACAAAACGUAACGGGUCUUUUACACCCUAUUGGACAUCAAGGAACAAGUAUUCUUUCCAAAAACCUUCAAUAUUUACUAAAAAACCCAUCAGAACGACAGCGUAUGGGACUCCAAGGAAGACAAAAAGUUAAAAACAUGUACUUGAAAAAGCACAUGUACAAGAUCUUUUGGGAAGUUCUAUACAACACCAUGAGAAUAAAAUAAACUUUGCCCACUGUUUCUCAUGAUUUUCACUGAAAUGACAGAAACAAUGAGCAAAAUCCAGAACUAUUUAUAUUUAUUCGUAUUCUUUAAUCAAAAGUUAUGUUAUGUUAAAAAAACAAAAUUCGAACUAUUAUAUAUUUAUAUUUAUAGUUCCUGUA
Messenger RNA from Lactuca sativa (garden lettuce), 2672 nucleotides. RefSeq lists its product as uncharacterized. NCBI's taxonomy places the organism in Eukaryota, Viridiplantae, Streptophyta, Magnoliopsida, Asterales, Asteraceae. The record is from RefSeq and is a predicted model, not a curated record. Gene Ontology annotation, molecular function: glycosyltransferase activity.